GUCAAACGUUUCGCUACCAUUCCCUAAAGUGCUGCUGCCGCUUGCUUCUUGGGGCCCUCUGAGCGGUGAUAAACAGUGAAGGAGGAGGUUCUGGACAAGGUUAUCAUAGUCGAAAGCCAGUCCAGCAACCUCCUUCAAUGGCCCAACAACGUCCACUAUCUCACCCGAAGAAUGGGCAAUCGUCUUCGAAUCGAGCAGCUGGAGUGACCAAUGGUACGCAGAUGAGGCCUGAGAUUGGUCCAAGUCAUGUCGGACCUCGCGGGGUGGACGACCCGACUAGACCCAUACGGUAUGGUGGUCAACCCUCCAGUACUGGCCCAGAUCGACCUCUCACACUCGAAGCUGCUUUUCCAUGGCUCAUGUCUCAGCUUGCCAAAUCUCCGACGGCCGUCAAUGCUCCUCUCACUUCGCCAGCUGUACCCACUCUUGGUCAUGUUCCCACCAUGUCACCGCCUCUCGAUAGAACCUCGGCACUACCGACAACAUACGAGGAUGAGCUCGCGUUUCUCUUAUCUGAACGCCCGGAUCAUCCAGCCCAACGUGCUUCAGAUCCCAUGGGUGGUGUCUCACAUGGUCCUCCAAUAUCCUCACCGUCCAUAUCCUUUCCGUUGAAUCUAGCAUCGCCGAACCCUUUCGAGAUCAAUCUUCCUUCCACAUCUACAGCGCACGAUAACAGCAACAACAACGCUCCUGGAGCUGUAGGCGUAUCGCCUGUGAACGCCUCACCUGGCUGGAAUAUGUGGGAUCUGGACCUAGCCAACGGUCAAAUACCAAUCGAUCAGGCUACUCCGGAUAUCUUUCCGCAUAAUUACAUAGCGGAACCAAGCUCAAGCACAAGCAUGCGUUGGCCCGUACCAUUGGCGGAUAUCCCUCAGUUCGAGGACCGAAGAAAUGUCACGGGUCUUUCAUCACUUGAGCAGCGGCCAAGUUUAGGUGGACAAGGUAGAUCAGAAAGCUUGGGCAUAGCGAUCGACAGGCAGACUGAGGAUGAACCCGUUAGAAAGAGAGGCAGGAAUUCUUUCAGGAGAGACUCAGAUGCGGGCACCGGGAGUGGGAUCAGGAACGACCGAGUCACACAGAGUCUCGGUGGAGGCGAAACGUCCCCGAAAAGGAGAUCAAAGUCAAAAGUAGAACCGAGGGAGAUCAUGGAGAUUCGGUCAAGAAGGUUUCGUGAUAGGGCUCCGAAAGUCAUAAAGGAGAGAGUCCACAAAGUCCUCGCUCAACGGAUGUACCUUCUCGACCGGGUCGUUUUCAAGGAUGCUGAAGAAGCUCAAGAGUUCACAGUAAUGGGUUCGAAGGGAGACAAAUCGGUCGUCGCGAUAGACCAUGAACCUCGAUGCGAUUGUCCAGAUUGGCAAAAGGGCAACGCUCCAUGCGAGCAUCUCAUUUACGUCUUUCUAAAGAUCUUGAAGAUACCUGAGCAGUCGUAUCUCUGGUUUCAGAAGGGUCUGCUCAGUCAUGAACUACGAGAUAUUUUUGAAAACACUCGGAAUCCUACUGAACUUCCGCCGACACUACUGGCAUCCAUGUCGCAGCACUUAUCCACUCAGACUGCUUCGGGCGAAGUCGAUCGCGAGAUGGAUGGACCUCUCGCACCCUUAGUCGGGACGGACUGCCAAAUAUGCUAUGACGCCUUUACCGCCGAGGACAUUCGUGCAGAUCGACUAGCGUAUGAUGAGGGUAUACAGCAAAUGGUCCACAAAGUGUGCUUUGACCGGAAGAAUACUGCCAAGGUCACAGGAGAGUAGCACAGAACUUUCGUCACGGAGUUGCUCUGAAUGCUUGAUCAGCUUGAUGUCUAUAGAACAAGCUUGUAAAUCGUCUGUCUACCUCAGUCGCUGUAACUUGAAAAUGUUGGAAUAUAUCCAAAGUCCUCCA
Kockovaella imperatae is the source of this 1878-nucleotide messenger RNA. RefSeq lists its product as hypothetical. The record is from RefSeq and is a predicted model, not a curated record. The transcript is spliced from 10 exons. NCBI's taxonomy places the organism in Eukaryota, Fungi, Basidiomycota, Tremellomycetes, Tremellales, Cuniculitremaceae. Gene Ontology annotation, molecular function: zinc ion binding; ubiquitin protein ligase activity. The coding region runs from base 138 to 1748 and encodes 536 amino acids.